Messenger RNA from Sorghum bicolor (sorghum), 705 nucleotides. Its product is annotated as protein bfr2-like. The record is from RefSeq and is a predicted model, not a curated record. Lineage: Eukaryota; Viridiplantae; Streptophyta; Magnoliopsida; Poales; Poaceae. The transcript has 3 exons. Bases 1 to 705 code for a protein of 234 amino acids.
AUGACUGCUACGGCUGAUGCUGAUGGUGACAAGGGAAUGACUGCUGCUGACCAUAGAGUGACUGCUGCUGCUGGGAAUCCCUCGGAUAGUGGCCAUGUAAUGACUGAUGCUGAUGGUGUGGAUGUUCCAAGCACAGGUGACCAGAUUGUGUGUGGUACCGAUUUUGUGAAUGUGAAUAAGAAGACAAAGAAGGCAAAUGAAGGAGAUGAUGAGGAGGAGGUGGAGACGAGUGACGGGCAUGACAGUAGUGAGGGUGAUGUUGACGAUGCCAACCAGCACAGUGCCGACCAUUCCAAGACUGAUGCUGAUGGUGAGCAGAAACAGGCAAGGGCCAAGACUGAAGUGAAACAGGCAAGGGUGACAGAUGAGGAGAAAAACGGCCAGCCCCUGAUCAGUGUUGUGGGUAGUGCGGAGGAUGACACCAAGGGUGAUGCCAGUGUGCAUGGCACACGUACAGGUGACCAGGAUGAGGAGGACCAGGAUGGUACGGAUGAGACAAAGACCGGCGAUAAGACAGGUAGGGAUGAGCAUGAGGGUAGUGAGACAAAGACUGGCGAUGAGACAGAUGAGGACAGUAGUGAGACAGAUCAUGAGAAGGAGAAUCAGAAAUGUGACAAUGUGGAGGAUACAGAUGAUAAGAAGCACCAGCAAGGAGCUGAGAUCAAGAGGUUGAACUGUAAGCUGCAGAAGGAGAUAACAGCUUAG